Molecule: messenger RNA, 2483 nt
Organism: Paramisgurnus dabryanus
Lineage: Eukaryota; Metazoa; Chordata; Actinopteri; Cypriniformes; Cobitidae
Gene: abhd18
Product: abhydrolase domain containing 18
Source: RefSeq, a predicted model, not a curated record
AGAAGAGUGACUUCCGGUGUUCAGUGAACGCUGGGAUGGCGCUGAAGCCGCAAUCGGAAUUCGCCCUCUGUCAUGUGCGCUGACUUCAAAAACACUCAUAUCUUCGCCUGUUUAGCCUGAGGAGAAUGUUUAUUGUCAAUGGGUGUGAGCCGGCUUGAUGUUCUUUAUAGAAGGCUUCUCCUAACCAAACUCUUUAUCCAAGGAUGGGGGAAGCCAGAGGACCUGAAAAGAAUAUUUGAGUUUCGUAAAAUCAUUGGUAACAGGGAGAGAUGCAAGGAUUUGGUCCCAAAGGAUUACCCCAUAUUUAUUGACAAAGUAGAAGAGGAGACUGACUGCAAAAUUCACAACGGUCAUUUCAUAUCACCUCUUGAGCACUAUGUCCCAGGAAUCUUGCCGGCAGAGUCCAUCAAAGCCCGAUUCCAAUUCAUUGUACCCAAGAAAUGGAAGAGGCACAGGCCGGUCUGUAUCCACUUGGCUGGAACAGGAGAUCACUUUUUCUGGAGAAGGAGAACUCUUAUGGCCAGACCAAUGAUUAAAGAAUCUGGGAUGGCUUCUCUUCUGUUGGAAAAUCCAUAUUAUGGAUACAGGAAACCUAAAGACCAACUACGCUCCAGCCUGAAGAACGUAUCAGACCUGUUUGUGAUGGGUGGAGCUCUUAUCCUGGAAUCAGCGGUUUUGUUACACUGGCUGGAGCGGGAGGGUUUCUGGCCUCUGGGGAUGACUGGCAUUUCUAUGGGAGGACAUAUGGCAUCGUUAGCUGUAACUAACUGGCCCAAACCAAUUCCUCUGAUACCUUGUUUGUCCUGGACGACCGCCUCAAGUGUUUUUACCACAGGUGUUUUAAGUAGAGCUGUGAAUUGGAGAGAACUUGAAAAGCAGUACGCUGCACAUACAGUGUAUGAGGAAGAAAUCAUCAAUAUGUUGGAGUAUUGUGGGACAGACUCUUUCCGGAUGGGCCAGGAGUUUGUAAAAAAUGCCCCAGGCAGCUUCGACAACCUCUCAGACCUGGAUAUCACCCAUGACCUGCUUAACCUCCACUCACCGGCGAGUGACCAGAUGGAGCUCCGGACCGCAGCUGGAGGUCACGGCUCAGACUCGGCCCUGUUGGUGGGGCGGAGAGAAAGAGAUGGACUUGAUCAGAUGUUGUCUGCGGUAAGCAGCAGCGGGCCUCAUUUGGACAUGCUACAUGCUAAGAACAUCACCUGUGGAUCAGGUCAACGACAGUCGCUACAGAGGGAAUCUCUGUGCUUCAUGAAGGGAGUUAUGGAUGAAUGCACACACAUUGCUAACUUUUCAGUGCCUGUAGAUCCCGGUCUGAUCAUUAUAGUCCAGGCGAAAGAAGAUGCUUACAUUCCCCGCACUGGAGUUCGCAGCUUACAGGAAAUCUGGCCUGGCUGUGAGGUUCGCUACCUCAAUGGAGGUCAUAUCAGCGCUUACCUUUUCAAACAAGGACUGUUUCGGCGAGCGAUUUAUGAUGCAUACGACCGGUUUCUUCAGAAGUAUUCCAGCUUAUAGCCAUGGAUUUACCAACACGAAUUGUAAUGUAUGAGGUGGAGACAAAGAAUGAAUUGAAUAUAGUGGUCAUGAUUUUUUUGCACGACUGUAACUGAAACUAACAACCUGGUGCUACCAAAGAGAAGCAGUGAAGGGUGUUUGAAAAAUGACAGACCUGUACGGUUCAUCUCAAUAUUCACACUGACCUAAAGGCAAUGCACACUUGUACCUAACCUAUACAAGCCCCUGUCUUCCUAACUUUACUGUCUUUGAUUAUGUUAAUCAUAAUCGAAACAUAAUUAUCAAAACAUGAGACAAAGAUGUGCCUCCAAAACCAUAAUUCACUCACACAUCAAGGUGUCUUUAAUUUAUUUAAAAAUUAUUAGUUAAAGAAUAAAAUUAGUGUUUUGAGUUUUAGGACAAAUUAAUGGAUACAAUCACCAGUACAUGAUUAUAUUUUUAACAUUUUGUGUUUUUCCUGAACAGCUUCAAAACUGUUGCAAUCCAUGUUUUUGUUUCACAAACAUAAAAUGUCAUUAUUUUUAGAGCACAAUGUUGAUUUUUAAGAAAAUUAAGAGAACUGUAAAAUUUGGCUUGUUUUUAUAAAACGCUGUAUCAGUGAAAUGGUUAGUCAUCUUCUAUUAAGGGGGAUAAAGUCAGAUAUUUUAAUUACUUGAAUCUUGAGAAAUUAGUAUUUUGUAAUACUAUGCUAUCUAGUCAGUUCACAUAAGCCUUGCAGAAUCCGAAUCUGGCAAGAAAUAGACACAAUUAAGAUACUUCUCUGUGAAACUACAUCCUUUAUAAUUCAUGCCUUAUGUAUUACUUAAUCACUGCCAAAUGCAUCAAUAACAACCAGUUUUCAAGACUGAAAUAUUAAGUUUCCUACUCCAUAUAUGUCUCUGGUCCAUCAUGUGUUCACUGUAUUUAUCAUGAGGUAUUCAUUUAUCUUUUUAUCCACCCUAAAAUAAAAAGAAAUAUCUAAAUAUUGA